Rhizoctonia solani is the source of this 4038-nucleotide messenger RNA. RefSeq names its product Tyrosine kinase catalytic domain protein. Bases 1 to 4038 code for a protein of 1345 amino acids. The transcript is spliced from 32 exons. Gene Ontology annotation, biological process: protein phosphorylation. The record is from RefSeq and is a predicted model, not a curated record. Lineage: Eukaryota; Fungi; Basidiomycota; Agaricomycetes; Cantharellales; Ceratobasidiaceae. Gene Ontology annotation, molecular function: protein kinase activity; ATP binding.
AUGAUCCCAGAUGUGACCGCUGAACUUGAUCGAAUUUUCACAUUCUCGGAUUUUUAUGAUAACACAUGCUAUCUUAGUAGACUCAGCGACAACACGCCAGUAACUAUUAAAACGUACAAACCUGCCAGUUCCUUCAACAAACAGGAUAAACUGAGGCAGAAAAAGCUGAUGCAAGAUAUGGCUAGCGCAUGGGCUAAGUGCAGGCAUCCAAAUAUAGUUGAGUUAGUGGGAAGAGCAACGUUCAAGAAGCGACCAGCUAUAGUUUUUAAAGGCGAGCUGAGUGACCGUAUACUUUAUCAAUUAAAAUACGCCUCGACGGUAGAUCCCUACGAGCUACCUUUAGUCAGUCGACAGGCAUCCAGGUCAGUUUCCGAGGAAGGCAGUCCCACGUUUGCGGACGAUGUUUAUGCUCUUGGCACGGACGCUGGCAAAGCUCCCCCAAGGCCAGUAAAUAUGAUACCAGGAAAAGAUGCCGGAGAUCACGUUUGGGACAUCUUGUGUAAAUGCUGGUUGAACAAUUCCGCAAAUCGUCCUUUAGCAACAGAUGUCUGUGAUGUUAUGCGCUCAGUUUAUCAUAGUUCAAGUGAAACAUUGUUCGCUUGUUCAACUUUCGAGUGGUCUGACACCUACUGUUUGGCAGUCGGCCCGGUGUUCAAGGUGUUUAAUCUCGUGGUGAAGGAAAAUACGACGGUGUUAGAUCUGGUCGGAUACUUUGAAAAGUAUGACCUAGUGAACUAUACAGACUUACUCCACCAGCAUCACAUUGAAACUGCUAUGCCCUUUGCUGACGGAGCACUCGCAAACAUAUAUAAAGUCAAGGUUUCGAGGACACGGUACCUUGCCGUCAAGUGCGUAAAGCAUGAAACCCCAUACAAGAAGCUCAAGCGUGCUGCCCGGGAGUUAUCCUGUUGGUCAUCUUAUAAACAUGAAAACAUUCUGCCUAUUCUCGGUUUUGCUAUUGUAAAGGGCGAUUUGGCUAUGGUCUCACGGUGGAUGAAAAAUGGAUACGUAACGGAAUAUGUUGUUAACAACCCAAACUGCGAUCGAUCUGGAUUGUGUAUUCAACUUGCCAAGGCAAUUUCUUACCUUCAUAAAAACGAUAUAAUACAUGGAGAUAUCAAAGGCCCCAACGUGCUAAUCUCGGAUAAUGGUGUGGUCCAAAUCACGGACUUUGGGGUAUCAGUUAUGGACCACCAAGAAAUCAAGUUCAGCUCUACCUCGAGCCGGGGUGGUACUCAACGAUGGCUGGCACCCGAAAUUCUACUAGGACAAACCAAGAGUACAAAAGAAGCGGAUGUGUAUGCUCUGAGCAUGACGAUGAUUGAGAUAUAUACCGGAGAGCAACCAUAUGGCUCAAAAAACUGGUUGCAGCUGAUGGUACCAGUCGUGAAUGGUGAACUGAGACCAUCCCGUCCGGUCAUGCUCCCCCCAGAUAUAUUUGGCUAUAGGGUCUGGCGACUCAUGAAUCAAUGUUGGUUAGAAAACUGGAGCGCUCGGCCGACUUCCAAGGACGUUUAUGAAAGGCUUUGCAAAUACAAUUUCAUCAAUACAGUACCUCCUGGACCACAACCAGAUUCGGAAAAACUUAUAGCAUUAUCGAACAAGAUUGGAGUCGUAGUCAAGCAGAGAGCAAUUGCCCUUUCUAAGAGAGGCAGUACCACAGCAACUCAAGGUCUUAAAAGUGCUCCCGCUAAGUUUGUUGAAUCCAUUUUGGAAGGGAUCGAUGGCGCGUAUAAGGGCUCUUAUGGUUGGCUCAUAUUUACUCAGAAAGAAAGUACGGUUCAGCACCAGUCAGGGGAUAUUAUACCUGGAGAUAUUGUGGUAAUGACGGAUGUUGUCUUCAAGAGGCGUAGAUUUGGUGGGCUGGAAUCGCGCACAAUAUCGGUAUCUGGAGAGCUGUUCGGUGUGUUGGGGGAAUUCGAGCCCAAAAAGCGCAAGCUCAAGGUUUGGAAUCCUUUUUCAUGGCCAAUGAUAUAUGCUCCCGACGAGCCGGUGAGCUAUUGCUUGGAUGACUUGAAGAACGGAGUUGUCCAAACUUCUUUUCAACAGGAAAUGGAUUUGACCUCCUUGCUCGAUUUAAAGGCUUUAACUAAAUACCCAGUAGACAGUGGUGGUUCCUGUGAUAUCUACCGCGGACGACUCUAUGAUGGACCAAUAAUAGCGCUCAAAACUACGAGAGUCUCUCAGACCCCCAAUAACGACAGUAAUUUGGAUUCACAAAACAUGCAGAGGAUUAUCGGUAUUUGGAAGGAAUGUAAACAUCCUAAUGUCGUGCAUCUGAUAGGAGGGACAACACUUCGAGGCAGUCUCGCUGCAGUAUACGGAUGGGUUGAAUAUGGAGGUGUGAUUGAGUACCUCAAACGUCAUCCAGAGGCAGAUCGAUAUCGAAUAUGUACCCAAAUAUGUGAAGGAUUGGUCCACUUGCACACGAACGGAAUUAUACAUAAUAGCCUGAAAGGUACCAACAUACUGGUGUCAGGAAGUGGUGUUCCUCAGAUACGCUUAUCACUACUCACGUCUACGAGCUGGGCCAGUGAUGGGAUAGAUAGCAAAUUUCCUGGGCCGAGUAUACGUUGGGCGGCGCCCGAGCUGCUAUUAGCGGAGUCUGGAGGCACAUUCGCGAGUGAUGUUUAUGCACUUGGUAUGACAGUUUUGGAAACGAUGACUAUGGCGAUUCCGUACCCAGACACAAAAGAUCCACAAGUUUUAAUGAAAGUCAUGAAUCAAAGUCUUCCCUCGAGGCCACGAGAUCAUAUACCAGAUACGCCGGCUGGGAACGCCCUCUGGAAUUUAAUGUGCACCUGUUGGUCCUUUAACCCGGCAAACCGACCAAGUGCAGCCCAUGUUCGCGAUGCCAUCCAAACCAUAUAUGCAGGCACGAGCAGAAGUUUGGCGCUACACGACCCGAUAUUUAAUAUAGCUAUGGACCCUCCUCGACUCGUAGUUACUGAAGACACGCAAAUACAAGAUCUUAUAACAUACUUUGUGAAGCGCGGACUCAAAGACUAUACAGAUGACCUAAAGUCAACCAACAUCACUAUCACGGCGCCAUUUGCAGAUACGGCGCUAGCAAAUGUUUAUAAACUCAGCUUGUCGAAUCGGCAAUCAAUCGCGGUCAAAUGCGUAAAGCAUGUCACCCUAUACAAAAAGCUCAAGCGUGCCGCCCGAGAACUUUCUUGUUGGUCAUCCUACAAACACGAAAACAUCCUCCCGGUUCUUGGAUUUGCUGUGGUCAGAGGAGAUCUUGCAAUGGUAUCCCCUUGGAUGAGUAAUGGAUGCGUAACCGAGUAUGUGACAAGAAAUCCAAGUUGUGAACGGCUUCGAUUGGGUAUUGAACUCACUCACGCCAUCGUCUAUCUCCAUGGGCAUAACCUUGUGCAUGGGGACAUAAAAGGCGCCAAUGUAUUGGUUUGCGACGCAGGCAGAGUCAAAGUCACGGACUUUGGUGUGUCAAUUAUGGAACACAAAGAAGUGGAGUUUUCAGCAACUUCGGCGGCUCGUGGUACUCAGCGAUGGCAGUCCCCAGAAAUCCUGCUUGGUGAUAGCGAUAGUACUAAAGAAGGGGAUGUAUACGCGCUGGGCAUGACCUUAAUUGAAAUUUACACAGGAGAAUCUCCAUACGGCUCGAUGAAUUGGACCGGCAAUGUGAUGAUCAAAGUGAUGAGUGGACAACUGCGACCAUCCCGUCCGAUCGCGCUACCACCUAAUAAUUAUGGAAACAAACUCUGGGAAAUCAUGAACCAGUGUUGGGCUACACGUCCCAACGAACGGCCGACUUCUGAACAAGUUUACGAAAGGGUACGUAGAUUUAACAAACGUUCUCUUAGUGCUGCUCAAUCUCAUGAGUGGAUAGCUAAAGGAGAUCUAGAAUGGAAGAGGUCCCUUCUCGGUCGCUUUGACUUUGUUACUUUGCAUGGGUGGGACGUGGCAGGGGUGCAUAUACCUAAGUUAGGAUUCGAUUUAGUUGCUUUGUUGACUUCCCAUUCUUCCGCCGUUUUGUCUGCUCCUAAUGACGGUUUUAGUCAUGGGAUCAUUUGA